UCAAUCCCUAACGCACUCUCAUCUUCAUGGCGUCUCACACUCCCUCCAACAAAACCCUAACCCUAGACUCAACCCAUCUCUUCCUCACCAUCCAAUCCUCCCCUUCUAAUUUCCUCACUUUUCCUCCUAUUCCAUCCACUUUCCCUCCCUCCAAACACAUCCCCAAAACCCGCUUUCUCAUCGACGCAUUCCGUCACGCCUCCGAUUUCUCCGUCUCUUACUUUCUCUCCCACUUUCACUCUGAUCACUACACCGGUCUUUCCCCUUCUUGGUCCAAAGGCAUCAUUUUUUGCUCUGAUAUUACUUCUAGACUUCUUAUUCAGGUACUUAAGGUUGAACCCAAGUUUGUAUUUGCAUUGCCUAUUCAAGAACGUGUCGUGAUUGAUGAUUGUGAGGUUGUGCUUGUUGAGGCCAAUCAUUGCCCUGGUGCUGUCCAGUUCUUGUUCAAGGUUCCUUGCAAGAAUGACCGUUUCGAGAGGUAUGUUCAUACGGGUGACUUUCGGUUUUGCAAAGCUAUGAUUUUAGAGCCUGUGAUGAGUGAAUUUGUGGGUUGUGAUGGGGUUUUCUUGGACACUACUUAUUGUAAUCCGAAAUUCGUGUUUCCUUCGCAAGAAGAGAGUGUUGAGUACAUAGUAAAUGUGAUUAAGAGAAUUGGAGGUGAAUGUAGUAAUGCUUUGGGGAAGAAUGUUCUGUUUCUUAUUGCGACUUAUGUGAUUGGUAAAGAAAAGAUUUUGCUUGAAGUUUCAAGAAAAUGUAAUAGGAAGAUAAUAGUGGAUGCAAGGAAAAUGGAGGUUUUGCGGGUUUUGGGGUAUGAGGAAAAUGGUGUUUUUACGCCGGAUGAGAGUGAGAGUGAUGUUCAUGUUGUUGGAUGGAAUGUGUUGGGGGAGACUUGGCCAUAUUUUCGGCCAAAUUUUGUGAGAAUGCAGGAGAUUAUGGUGGAAAGAGGAUAUGCUAAGGUUGUUGGUUUUGUGCCAACAGGGUGGACGUAUGAAGUAAAGCGGAAUAAAUUUGCAGUGAGGUCUAAGGAUUCCUUUGAGAUACAUCUUGUGCCAUAUAGUGAGCAUUCAAAUUAUGAUGAACUUAGGGAGUAUGUAAAGUUUUUGAAACCGAAGCGGGUUAUACCUACUGUCGGCAUGGAUAUUGAGAAGCUUGACAGCAAGCAUGCUAAUAAGAUGAGAAAGUAUUUUGCUGGAUUGGUUGAUGAAACGGCUAACAAGAAAGAAUUUUUAAUGGGUUUCCAGCGUGGGGCCCAUGAAAUUGAUCACAAAGAUGAAGUGGGUGGUGGCCCUUGCUUAAAUGAGGGGCUAGGCAAAGAGGAAGGGGGGAAGUCACAUGAAAUGAAAGCUGUUGAUAAUAACAAUUCAGGUGCAUUGUUGGAUUCCUCAUCUUGUUUGGAAGAACCUGGCUUACAGGAUCUUUCUGUGCAAGAUGAUGAGGAAAUAGAGAAAAUGGUGCAGGAACUUUGUGAUUGUUUACCUGCAUGGGUUACUCGGAACUUAAUGUUGGAUUUGAUUAGCAACUCAGGAAAGAACAUUGUUGAUGCAGUUUCUAAUUUCUAUGAACAUGAAACUGAAUUUUAUGAGCAAGUAGCUGCCUGCACAGCUUCUGUUUCUGCAUCCGAGACCAACUCACUGAAUGUUUCUGUGUCAGCUAUAAAACUAGAUACUGUUAAGAGCAUUCCUCAACCUAGUGUGAGCAAUCUUCUGGGUAAAGGCUUCAAGUCUCCUAAUGCAAAACAGUCAAUUAAGAGCAGCGUUUCUCCGGGCAAAAGGAAGAAAAGUAUUACCAGUAAGCCAAACAAAAAAGUAAAGAAGACUGCAAAAAUUGAAUCUAGUGGACCAAGGCAAUCUACGAUCACAAGUUUUUUCAAUAAACGUUUGCCUAUCACGUCUCAUGGUGGUGGGGUUGAACCGAAGUCAGAGCAAAGCCCUGAACAUGAAACUGCUUUGCCAAGUGAAGCUACCAAAUCAUACGGAGAGGAUAUAGAUCAGUUCAUUAAAAUAAUAAAUGGCAAUGAAUCCUCAAGGAGUUAUGCUGCCACCCUCUUAGAGAAGACAGAGGGAAAUAUUAAUAUGGCCCUGGAUUUAUACUAUGGUAAUCAUGAGGGUAAUCUUGGUGAGAAAGCAGAGAGGUUGAGAAAUUCAGUUUCCCAAUCUUCUACUAAAGACUGCUUUUCUACCCUGGAGAAAAAUGUGCCUGAGACUGAGGGAUUGGAACAUAUGUCAGAUAUGACUGUUCAGAGACCAUCAAAAGAACCUAUGGAUUCAACUCUUGUGUCACUACUGCCUGAAAAAUAUAAUCCUAUAGAGCAUGCAUGCUGGAGGAGUGGUCAGUCCGCUCCAUACAUUCACCUUGCACGAACGUUUGAUCUGGUUGAGGCUGAAAAAGGCAAGAUAAAAGCCAUGUUCAUGUUAUGCAAUAUGUUUAGAAGUUUGCUGGCUUUGUCACCUGAAGAUGUGCUGCCUGCUGUGUAUCUGUGUACAAAUAAGAUCGCUGCUGACCAUGAAAAUAUUGAACUAAACAUUGGUGGAAGUUUGGUGACAUCAGCACUAGAAGAGGCAUGUGGGACUAACCGGUCUAAAAUUAGGGAUAUGUACAAUAGGUUAGGCGACCUUGGUGAUGUUGCUCAAGAAUGCCGACAAACACAAACUUUACUUGCUCCUCCUUCUCCACUUCUUGUUAAAGAUGUAUAUUUGGUGCUUCGUAAGAUAAGUGUACAAACAGGCAGUGGAAGUACUGGACGAAAGAAAAGUCUUAUUGUGAAUCUCAUGUGUUCUUGUAGAGAAAAAGAGAUCAAGUUUCUUGUUAGAACUUUGGUCAGGAAUUUACGUAUUGGAGCAAUGAUGAGAACUAUUUUGCCUGCAUUGGCUCAAGCUAUUGUUAUGAACUCCUCCCUUAACUUUCUCGAAGGAAGAGCAGAUAAUUUAAAGGAGAAGCUUCAGUGCCUUUCUGCAGCAGCGGUUGAAGCUUAUAAUAUACUUCCCAGUUUGGAUUUGAUCAUUCCCUCUCUCAUGAGCAAAGGCAUUGGAUUUUCAUCAUCAGCUUUGUCGAUGGUUCCAGGAGUACCUAUCAAGCCCAUGCUUGCAAAAAUUACCAAUGGAGUUCCACAAGUGCUAAAGCUCUUCCAAAAUAAAGCUUUUACAUGUGAAUACAAAUAUGAUGGUCAGCGAGCCCAAAUUCAUAAAUCACCUGAUGGCACUGUGCGCAUCUUUUCACGAAAUGGGGAUGAAACAACAGCAAGAUUUCCUGAUUUAAUUAGCAUAAUUAAGGAAUCUUGUAAACCUGCUGCAGAGUCUUUCAUACUGGAUGCAGAGGUAGUUGCUAUUGAUAGGAAGAAUGGCUGCAAGCUCAUGUCUUUCCAAGAACUAUCUUCAAGAGAGAGGGGGAGCAAAGAUUCCUUGAUCACAGUGACUAGCAUAAAGGUUGACAUUUGUGUCUUCGUGUUCGAUAUAAUGUUUGCUAAUGGAGAGCAGCUGUUGGAUUACACUCUCCGUCAGAGACGAAAAUGCUUGAAAGAUUUGUUCUGUGAUGAAAAGUUGGGUUAUUUUGAGUAUGCAAAAGAAAUGACCGUUGAAGCGGAAGAUGCUAUUUUGACCAGCGAAGUCACAUUAGCUAAGAUAAAUAAUUUUCUUGAAAAUGCACUCCACUCCUCAUGUGAAGGGAUUAUGAUUAAAUCUUUAGACAUUGAUGCUCAAUAUUCUCCAUCAAAGCGUAGUGACACAUGGUUAAAGGUGAAACGAGAUUAUGUGGAAGGAUUGAAUGACUCUCUUGAUCUGGUCCCUAUUGGUGCUUGGCAUGGCAAUGGGAGGAAAGCAGGAUGGUUCAGUCCAUUCCUCAUGGCAUGUUACAACCCUGAGACUGAGGAAUUCCAAAGUGUGUGCCGUGUCAUGUCUGGAUUCUCUGAUUCCUUUUAUGUCGAGAUGAAGGAAUUUUUUUCUGGUGAUAAGAUCUUAUCCAAAAAGCCAUCGUACUACAGAACAGGUGAGGUUGCUGAUAUGUGGUUCUCUCCGGAACUUGUUUGGGAAAUAAGAGGUGCAGAUUUUACAGUGUCACCAGUUCACCAGGCUGCUAUAGGCCUGGUUCAUCCAUCCCGUGGCAUUUCAAUCAGAUUUCCUAGAUUCAUACGCACUGUACCUGAUAGAAAUCCGGAGGAAUGUAGCACAUCUACAGAUAUAGCUGAAUUGUUUCAAUCUCAGACUCGGAAGAUGGACGUGACUGUCAAAGCCUAAAUGUUGCCUAUGAUUAUCAAACAAGCUGUUGUUAGCACAAAAAAUUUGUUGUACAGUGUAGUAAAGUUUUGGUUGUACAGGAUAAUGCAGGUUUGGUUAUGAAAUAUGCAGUGGCUUUGUAAAAUUGUAUAAUCAUAUGCAAUAUAUUCAAUGCCUAUUUUAAUAUCUGUUGAGGUAAAAUGGGUAUUAUAAUUGAAGUUUAUCAAAGUGGAAUAAGCUUUGCAGAAGA
Pistacia vera is the source of this 4458-nucleotide messenger RNA. Its product is annotated as DNA ligase 6-like. NCBI's taxonomy places the organism in Eukaryota, Viridiplantae, Streptophyta, Magnoliopsida, Sapindales, Anacardiaceae. The coding region runs from base 27 to 4229 and encodes 1400 amino acids. The record is from RefSeq and is a predicted model, not a curated record. Gene Ontology annotation, molecular function: ATP binding; DNA ligase (ATP) activity; DNA binding. Gene Ontology annotation, biological process: DNA recombination; DNA repair; lagging strand elongation. The transcript has 19 exons.